AAGCUUGUUGCCCAGCUUUGAGUACAGGCUAGCUUGCAGUUGGGAGACUACCUCUGUCCCCACGCGCUAGCGCUCCAUUCCCUUACCCUCAGAAGAGAGGGACAACUAUCUCUUUAAGAAGGAAGUGAAGACGGGCCUGCGCAGCUGCCGGCGGCGAGCAGCCGACUGGCUAGUCCCCUGCAUCCACCUCUCCCUACCCGCCCUUCUCCCGGCAGCCCCAGCCCCGGUGAGCACCCAGCCAGCCACCUCCAGCAGGGGCUCCGGAGACCAUUCCGGCGCCCCCGGCAGGGCAGCCAAAGCCAUGGAAGCCUCCGCAGCAGGUUGCUGACCGGAGCCAGGCGGCUGCAGCAGCGACUGCAGAGGCGCUGCGCCAAGCGGGCCAGAGUCGUGAGAGCUGGCGGGGCUGCGGAGGGCAAGAGGACUCAGACGGUGUCCCUGCCAGGAGAUAAUGAAUGCUGGAGUGUGUUGGCCACCAGAAUGAGGGCCUAGAUGGUAAUCAGGAGGUGCAAACAUCUCCACUGCAAGGGCUGUGACAUCGUUCUAGUCAUUUCUAGUAAAUGAUGUUCCCAACGAGGCAUGUGGCUCAGCCCUGGGUUUGGAAAACCUGGCAUCUGGGUGGGAUCCCAGCCUAAGGGAACAGAAGCUUCUGAAUCUUGUGCAUUGCCCCAGGGACACCGCCCAUUCCACCCCUCACUCGGACCCGCAGCCUCAUGGCCAUGUCCCUGCCAGGGAGCAGACGGGCCUCUGCUGGAUCCCGCAGUGGGGGCGCUUUGAGCCGCAGUGGCCUGGCAGUGUUCGCUCAGUGCCCACAGCUGCCCCCCAGCCAGAAUGAGCACCUGCCUCUUCUCCCUGCAUCCAGGCGCACCUCUCCGCCCGUGAGCGUGCGGGACGCCUAUGGCACCUCUUCCCUCAGCAGCAGCAGCAACUCAGGCUCCUGCAAGGGCAGCGACAGCAGCCCCACACCCAGGCGCUCCAUGAAGUACACACUGUGCAGUGACAACCAUGGCAUCAAGCCCCCCACCCCAGAGCAGUACCUGACCCCCCUGCAGCAGAAGGAGGUGUGCAUCCGGCACCUGAAGGCACGGCUGAAGGACACACAGGACCGGCUCCAGGACAGGGACACAGAGAUCGAUGACCUGAAGACACAGCUGUCACGUAUGCAGGAGGACUGGAUUGAGGAGGAAUGCCACCGGGUGGAGGCUCAGCUAGCCUUGAAGGAAGCCCGCAAGGAGAUCAAACAGCUCAAACAGGUCAUUGACACUGUCAAAAACAACCUGAUUGACAAAGACAAGGGGCUGCAGAAAUACUUUGUGGACAUCAACAUCCAGAACAAGAAGCUGGAGACCCUGCUGCACAGCAUGGAGGUGGCCCAGAAUGGCAUGGCCAAAGAAGAGGGCACUGGGGAGUCGGCUGGUGGUUCCCCUGCCCGCUCCCUCACCCGCAGUUCCACGUAUACCAAGUUGAGUGACCCAGCUGUUUGCGGUGACCGCCAGCCUGGUGAUCCCUCCAGAACCUCUGCUGAAGAUGGAGCCGACAGUGGCUUUGGGGCUGCUGAUGACACACUGAGCCGGACCGACGCUCUGGAGGCCAGCAGCCUGCUGUCAUCAGGGGUGGACUGUGGCCCUGAGGAGGCCUCACUGCACAGCUCCUUCAGCCUGGGCGUCCGCUUCCCUACCAGUAACACGUAUGAGAAGCUUCUGUGUGCCACGGAGGCUGGUGUGCAGGCGAGCUGCAUGCAGGAGCGGGCCAUCCAGACGGACUUUGUGCAGUACCAACCCGACCUGGACACCAUCCUGGAGAGAGUGACCCAGGCCCAGGUCUGUGGGACUGUCCCUGAGGAUAGGCAUCCAGAGUCAGAGGCCCACCCCGCAGGGCCCAGAGACCCCAACUCAGCAGUGGAGGUGACAAUGGGCGAUGAGCUCGAGGUCCUGCAGGCCAUCACCCGGGGGCCCACUGCACACUGGCCUGGAGCCAACCCCAACCCUGGCCCAUCGGUGAGUGUGGUGUGCCCCAUGGAGGAGGAGGAGGAGGAGGUGGCCACAGCUGCAGCUACGGCUGAGAAGGAGCCCAAGAGCUACUGGAGUCGCCACUAUAUCGUGGAUUUGCUGGCUGUGGUGGUGCCAGCUGUGCCCACAGUAGCCUGGCUCUGCCGCUCUCAACGACGCCAGGGCCAGCCCAUCUACAACAUCAGCUCCCUGCUUCGGGGCUGCUGCACUGUGGCCUUGCAUUCCAUCCGCAGGAUCAGCUGCCGCUCUCUAGGCCACUCCGGGCCCAGCUCCUCAGGCAGUGGCUCUCAGCUCUGAGGGGGCCGCCCCAUCCUAGACAGCGCUCUGGCAGCCUGACCACUGAUUGUAGGGACGCUGUCCUCCCCCUCCCAUAUCGCCACAGGAAUCAUCUUAUUUAGUUGUGGGUUUAGAGUGGUUUUCUUUCCUGGAUAUUAACAGUGUCAGGGGCUGGGAAGAAUGACUUCCCAAAACUUCCAGAGGGAGAAGGGUAAGGGAGUCUCAAGGCAGAGAAGUACACUGAUUGGUCAAACUGCACAGAGACACUUCUGAGGCCCCCAACCUGGCUGCUCUUUCCACCCAGCCCUUAGACAGGGUGGGCCCUGCUCAGGAAGUCUCUGGCUGGGUUAUCUGGGGAGCCUCCCUUCCCUGCUCCGUCCUGCCCAGUGCCCUGCCCACUCCAUGCCUCCUUUCCCAAGCCACCUUGCCCCCCGCCAGGCUUCUGAGACAGUAUUAUCUCCUUAGACAGAGACAGCUGUGGCCAACGUGCAGAAAACUGAUCUAAGCACUUCGAGCAGGGUCUGGAACCCCUGGGCCUGGGUUGGAGCUGCAGCCUCCCCCUUGCUCCCCAGUUAGGAUUCAGAAGCACAGUCAAGGCCAUGGCUGGUGGAACAACAUGCUCAGCAUGAAGGGCUGAGGGCAGGGUGGGUUCUGUGUCUGUCUGACCUCCACGUUCCUCCCCAUGACCUAUUUUCCUCUUGGCUUCUGGAUGUGUCACAUCGUUCUUCCCUGAGAGAAAGCCACCUCUGGCCAGCUAGGUGCUGUGGAGGGAGCACUCAUAUAAGUCCUGGUACCCAUUGGGAGAUUGGCCAGCACAGAGGAGUCAGAGCUGGGAGCUUCAGGGGCCCUGCAUCUUCUCCAAUGAGGCCACUUCAUCUGCUGUCCAGGGGUGUAGCGCUGGACUCAGGAAUCCUUGGCUGCUCUGAGAAGCCAGAGGCCAUGGCUGCCCCUGGAGUAUGCCCGCCAUUCCUCAAGGGGCCUCUAGCCCAACCUCUGCCUUGCACUGUGUUCACUUUGGGGCUUGGUUCUCCCCCAUCCCAAGACCCCUGGGAGUGGCUGCUUGCUUUCUGGGAUGAGGGUCCGUAAAUCAACCUGCCUGCCUCUGGGGAAGCAGAGAAUUCUGGCAGGAUGACUCUCAGGAUGGGCUAUGGAAGCCAUGACAUUUGUUCAGGCCAAAGCAGGGUGCCCUGGGACGUGUUCCUCAGGCAGGAACAUGACAGGGCAGGAAGAGCCCUGUGGCCACCUGCUCCCAGACCAAGCCGGGUCAGCCUGAGAAGGCUCACUAUGCUUCACCUUCCCUGGGACCACAUCUGAGUCCCCCAGCAAAGCUGCUGAUAUUUUAUUACCAUUAUUAGUUUACAAAGUAAACUCCUUCCUCUUCCUCCAUGGGGGGUUACACCCACCAGGGCAUCCUGCCCACUCAUCAGAGGUUAGGUCCCAUAUUGGAGGAGUUGGUGGGACCCUACGUCUCAUGUACCCCUCUGGCCUAGGGGCCACUCUGGUUCUCUGCCAAGGUUCCUUGCCCUCAUCCCGAGGCCCCAGUGGCCACUGCCUGACUGGUGGGCUCUGCCCUUCCACUCUGUGCCCUCCCCCCAGGGGGUAUUUGCAUGCACUGGGGGUGGGCAGCCAGCCCAGCCACCUGGGCCAGAGCCCCCUCUGCCACACGCUUUGUGCCUCCAAAGCUCCUCCACCUCAGCCGGGGCCUCAGACCAGCCCUCCUUUGUGGACCACUCCUGCCCUCAGCUGAACUAAACCUGAGUGCCUGGGGCCUGGCUGCAGGGGCCCCACAGGACACUGGGUCAUGCCGUGGAUGGGUCAGGGGACCAAAGCAACCCAAAGCCAAGCCAGGACUGGCCACGGACCCAACCUCCUGUGCUGUGUGCUCAUGGAGCUGCACAGCAUCUCCUUAAAAAUAAAGCUUUGCUGAAAAAAAAAAGUAUGAACUAUAUUUGACAACAUAAAAUCUAUAUAUUUUUCACCACUGGAAUUUAGUCAAGCUUUGCAACCCUCUCCUGUCUGUGUCUGUCUGUGGCCUUCCUAUCGUGUCCUGUGUUGUGGUGGGUGUGGACAGGGCUGGGAUUGUUGUCCACUCUGUCCCUGCUGCUGGUGAAGCCACCUGUAAGGACUGGGCCAUGUGUGGGUCCCAGGUAUUGGCCCAAGGCCACAGGAGAAGGCUGCUGCCCUCCACUCCCACUCUGGCCCAAGCCGUGACUAUAGGUCACAGGGUCCCAAGAGCAUAGCACUGAGGGGCCUCUUUUUGUGGGUUCUAGUGAGGCCUUCAGUGGGCUCUCUAUCUUUCCAGUAGCAAAAGCAGCUCACUCCUAGGUUUAGGGCAGCCCCAGCCCAGCCUCUGAGCAUACAUGUGCUCAGUACCCCGCAUCUAUGCAAAGGGCCUGCACUGCCUGUGCAGCCCCAGGUGAGGGCAUGCAGUGGGCUGCCGGCUUAGCUUUAGCCCUGGCUAGCUGGGGCACAGAGGAGGCUAGAGAGGGCAUCAAGGCUAGGUCUGGCCAGCGCCCUCUAGAGAGUUCUCCUCUGCAGCUCCCCUUUCCUUCUGCUUGAUACCUCCUCCUGUGGGGCUGCAGCCCUUCCCUCUUCCUCUCAGCUUCUGGAACAGAAAUCUUCAGGGCCUCCCCAGCCUCCAGCCUCCAGCCAGAGCUGAUUAGGUCUCGAAGAACAGUGUCCCCAGAAAACCACCUCUGGAACUGCUGGUCACUUGGGAACCCAGUGUUUAGAGGUGGCUCUUCCUUAGCUCUGGGGCCAGGACCAUAGCAGCGCUGCUAUCCCUCUGGUCCAGGCCCAGGAAGGACUUGGGAGCUGGGCCUGGGCUUCUGCAAAGACAGCUGGCCUUGAGCAGAGCUUAUGACAAAUGUUUCCCGAGGGAGUAACUUAGCUUUUCAUUGAAUACCCUUCCCAGUCGCCACUAGCACAGGGGCAUCUGAGCACUUUGGGGUCGGGGGCAGACCACAAGGUUCCAGGGCAAAAGCCUCCCCUCCUGGGGACCUCUGCCCAGAGAACUCUCAACUCCCUUUCUGACUGAGGGGAUGUUGCAAAUGGGUCACAGUGCACUCUCACAUUUGGCCAUCCCCUUGACCAAGAAUUUAGGGGAUGUGGGAAGGAGGGAGGUGGGGAGGGGUCUUGACUCUCAUCUCCUUGUCCUUUUGUCCAGAAAAAGUUGUACCUGCACCACACAGCUCUGAAUUAAAGCAUGAACAUAUCGUGAG
Molecule: messenger RNA, 5503 nt
Organism: Fukomys damarensis (Damara mole-rat)
Lineage: Eukaryota; Metazoa; Chordata; Mammalia; Rodentia; Bathyergidae
Gene: Snph
Product: syntaphilin
Exons: 7
Coding region: 711-2303 (530 amino acids)
Biological process (GO): neuron differentiation
Cellular component (GO): cytoplasmic microtubule; mitochondrion
Source: RefSeq, a predicted model, not a curated record